This is a messenger RNA of Pantherophis guttatus, 5097 nucleotides long. It is a transcript of the gene CAPN7, whose product is annotated as calpain 7. NCBI's taxonomy places the organism in Eukaryota, Metazoa, Chordata, Lepidosauria, Squamata, Colubridae. Gene Ontology annotation, molecular function: calcium-dependent cysteine-type endopeptidase activity. Gene Ontology annotation, biological process: proteolysis. The record is from RefSeq and is a predicted model, not a curated record.
CGGGGCUACGGGUAUUGCCCUGACGUCAGCGAGCAGGAAGCGGAGACCUAAAGUAACUGGGCCGCUGAAGCGAGGGGGUCCCUGGGCCGCGCGGCUCUUCCUCUGCCAUGGACGGUGCAGCGCAGGAACAAGAUGCGGUGAAGUUCGCGCAGCUGGCCGUUCAGAAAGACCAAGAAGGGAAAUACCAAGAAGCGGCGUUUUACUACAAGGAAGCUGCACAAGCCUUGAUUUAUGCUGCAAUGGCAGGAUCAACCUUAGAAAAUAUUCCAGGGAAAAUAAGUGAAUAUUUAGAAAGAGUUCAAGCUUUAUAUACUGCAGUUCAAUUGCAGAAAGUUGAUCCCUUGAAAUCAAAGCAGCAACUGGACUUGGAGCGUGCCCAUUUCCUGGUUACCCAAGCUUUUGAUGAAGAUGAAAAAGGCAACAAUGAGGAAGCUAUAGAGCUGUACACGGAAGCGGUGGAGCUCUGUUUGAAAACAUCUAAUGAAACAUCAGAAACAGUUCUUCAAAUCAAACUGAAGCAACUAGCUCGACAGGCAUUGGACAGAGCUGAAGCACUGAAAAAUUCAAAGGCAUCUCAGAAAGACAAGCCAGCUCCAGUGAAGCAAGGUCAGCUAGUGAGAACUUUUUUCCCAUUGGGACCUGAUUUUUCCUUGAAUGAUAAGCCACAGUCCAUCAGACCUGUUCAUGCUAGUGAACCUCAAGGUCAGCGAUAUACUGUGGAGGAGAUCCAAGUACUCAGGAAGACAUCAAAAAUAAAUGGCAUUGAAUAUGUCCCUUUCAUGAGUGUUGACCUGAGAGAACGUUUUGCUUUUCCAAUACCUUUCUCAGAUAAAUGUGGCCCAUUGCCGUUGUCUCCUAAGCAAAAGACCAUGUUUUCUCGUUGGGUGCGGCCAAACGAUAUAACAAAUAAUCCCACUAUGAUCUAUACUGUGUCAAGCUUCAGCAUUAAACAGACAAUUGUUUCAGAUUGUUCCUUUGUUGCUUCACUUGCUAUCAGUGCAGCUUAUGAGAGAAGAUACAACAAGAAAUUGAUUACAAGCAUCAUUUACCCACAAAAUAAAAAAGGAGAACCUGAAUAUAAUCCAUGUGGAAAAUACAUGGUCAAGCUGCACAUCAAUGGUGUCCCUAGAAAGGUAGUCAUUGAUGAUUUGUUACCAGUAGAUCACAGUGGAGGACUUCUCUGCUCCUAUUCAAACAACAAAAAUGAGCUUUGGGUAUCAUUGAUAGAAAAAGCUUACAUGAAAGUCAUGGGAGGUUAUGAUUUUCCAGGUUCAAAUUCGAAUAUUGAUCUUCAUGCUUUGACUGGUUGGAUACCUGAGAGGAUUGCCAUGCACUCAGACAAUCAAACAUUUAACAAGGAUAGUUCCUUUAGAAUGCUUUACCAAAGAUUUCACAAGGGGGAUGUGCUUAUCACAACAGCUACAGGAGUGAUGACUGAGGAAGAAGGGGAACGUUGGGGUUUAGUACCAACCCACGCCUAUGCCGUUUUGGAUAUUAGAGAAUACAAGGGUUUUCGCUUCCUCCAGUUGAAAAAUCCCUGGAGCCACCUACGUUGGAAAGGGAGAUACAGUGAAAAUGAUAACAAAAGCUGGACUCCUGAACUUCAGAAAUACUUAAACUUUGAUCCCAGAACAGCUCAAAAAAUAGACAACGGAAUUUUCUGGAUUGCUUGGGAAGAUUUAUACAAGUAUUAUGAUGUUAUUUAUUUGAGUUGGAAUCCAGCUCUUUUUAAGGAAUCCACCUGCAUUCACAGUACCUGGGAUGCAAAACAGGGUCCUGUGAAAGAUGCUUACAGUUUGGCUAAUAAUCCACAGUACAGACUGGAGAUUCAGUGCCCACAAGGUGGUGCUGCAGUUUGGGUUCUACUCAGUCGACACAUUACUGACAAGGAUGACUUUGCACACAACCGAGAAUUCAUUACAAUGGUGGUCUAUAAAACUGAAGGGAAAAAGGUAUAUUACCCUGCUGAUCCUCCACCAUACAUUGAUGGGAUUCGAAUCAAUAGUCCCCACUAUCUAACCAAAAUAACACUCACUUCUUCAGGAACUCACACAUUUACACUUGUGGUUUCUCAGUACGAAAAACAGAACACAAUUCAUUACACCCUCAGGGUGUAUUCAGCCUGCAAGUUUACCUUUUCUAAGAUUCCAACACCAUAUGCUGUAUCAAAAAGAGUGAAUGGACAGUGGAAAGGUCGCAGCGCUGGAGGAUGUGGAAAUUUUAGAGAUACUUGCAAGAAUAACCCUAUAUACCAGUUUCAAGUGGACAAGACUGGGCCACUCCUGCUUGAACUAAGAGGACCAAGGCAGUACAGUGUUGGACUUGAAGUUGUAACAGUCUCUUUAAUAGGAGAUCCGGGAUCUUUGGGUUUUCAGAAGAAAAAUAGUGGUGAUUACAGGUGUGGCUUUUGCUAUCUGGAAAUUGAGAAUAUAUCUCCUGGUACUUACAAUAUUAUUCCAAGCACUUUCCUCCCACAACAAGAAGGACCAUUUUUCUUGGACUUCAAUACUGCUAUCCCUCUUAAAACAUCACAGCUGCAAUGAGGUUACCUGCAAAACCAUUUUUAAUAAAAAUGGCAAAAUAUAGCUGUCACACUGAAGAACUCUCUAAGAACCUACUGAGAAAAUGUUUAUGUGGGAUACAGAAAGGGAAUGUGGACUGUCAUAAGACGAAUUACACUCAAAAUUAGAGCUGCCUAAUCUUCAUGGUUUGCAGAACAGUGGAAAACAUGGAUUUCUGUUAUUUGUGCUGUGGCAAAGUUGAGGCAAGCAAAAAGAUUUGCUCAUGUACCCUGAUAUUUUGCAUGGCUUUGUUUAUACAAAAUUGGACAUAUAUGUGUGUGUGUGUGUGUGUGUGUGUGUGUGUGUGUGUGUGUGUUUUCUGAGGUUUUCGCGGGUGUUUGUAUGUAGGUCUUUGGUUAUAAAAUUGCAAGUGUCUUGGCGCCGUUUCGACGAAGUCUCAUUCGACGAAGCCUAACAGCCAUUUGGAAACCCGCCCUCAUUGACAAACGAGUCCCUAACAUAAAGAAUGACACCAGACCCACACUCACGAAAACCAUACAGGAUGUCACCACCACACAUCCAUGCAAAAAGCAAACCCACACUGAUGAGGCACGACCACAAACCAGAAACCAGACCACAGCUGCAUCAUUAGCCACUUUAAACCCCUCCAAUCCAUACAUGAAGCAAACUGACACCCACCAUGAAGAUGUGGCACGACCACGAACGCAAUGCCAAACAACAGCAAUGCAGCUCACCAGCUCAAAUCCCCCUGCAACUCAGACUAACCCAAGCACAACCAAGCCCCCACCUAAACAGAACACACCCCCAUCCAAUCAGAGUACAGCCAACCCCCCAUCCAGUCAGAGCAUAGCCAAACCCCGAACCAAUCAGAACACACCUCCACCCAAUCAGAACACAGCAAGCUUCCACCCAAUCAGUUCACACCCCCACUGGCAGUUAAAAGGAAGAAACAGCUGCGAUCACACAUUGCUCCUAGAAGCACGAAGCCGAAAACACCAGCCUGAAGAUGACGAAUGAGACUUCGUCAAAAUGUCGCCAAGACACUUCCAAUUUUACGCUGGAGAAAACCCGAAUAACCAGAAAAAUAGCCAUUUUUCCUACUGCCUUGUUGAGUACAGUAUCAGCUGAUUUAUCUGAGGAUGGAGUAAAAUUGAUGCUUAUCUAUCACUGCUUGGUGGCCACAACUAUCUUCAUACAAGGGUUGAAAGAAUUGGAUAUAAAGAAUCUAUAAAUCUAUGGCAUACUUUAUAGAUCUUGGUUCUUGAUUUAUCAUACAUGUUUGUCAAAGUAUAGGGCAUGACUGAUAUAUUUUCUUUGAGUUAAAAACUGCAUCUUUAGACUAAAACUCAUUUCCAGUUUUUAUUUCAUGAGCUCUGUUAUAAAAUCCUCCAAUAUAGUUUCACACCAGAAAUUCAAUUGUAUUAAAACUAUACCUAAACACUUGAACUCUUGCUAUUAUAGCCGAUUUCCCCAACACCUUGAGAAAUAAUGAGUCUUCUACACCAUCAACAGUACUUGUUACAUGUGUAGAGUUCACAGAGAAAUAUAUUACUGUGUGAAUGGUUGGAUGGAUGGGAUUACAGAAAACUAGCCCAGAGCCCAUUUUUUCCUCUUUUAAUCCCUGGAGUCGGGGUGAAGGAGUGGAGCUGGGCGCUUACUGACCAUAUGCCCUUCCUGACACCUAUGUGGAGUUCACAGCAGAUAUUUUUUCUGUGUCCUGAUAAACAUCUGCCGCUACCUAGGAUUGAACCCUCAACCUUCCAAGUAGGAGGUGAGCCUCUUUACCUCUUGGCCCUGGUGCUGCUCAAACCGAGAGCCUAUUUGGUUUCUUAAAUUUAUAAAACAGGUGAAACAGAUGUAAUUCUGUGAAGUAAACUAGAUAGCCAAGGUCUUUUUGUUGUAUAUUUCAAUGAUAAGUAUGCUGGUAUAUCUGAUUAAUUAUUCUUAGCUUGAUUUUAUCUAUGCAAAAGAAUAAUAUCAUUUUUCAGAGCUUUCCCUUGGGCCCUUAAAACCAAAGUAAACUUUCUGUGCAUCAGUCUUCUGAUUGGACAGAAAGAUUAAAUCAAACUGUCUCCAAUAUAAACUUCAUUUUAAAUCUAAGUUUAGUUAGGAGUGGUCAAUAUUUUUAAACAUUAAAAUGAAACACAAGUUUGGUUAGGCAAAUUUAUUAAGAACCUUGCGUCUCCAAUAAAAGAAAGCCUUAAAUCUUUGAAGAUAGUUGCAAGAUAGGACUUCAUAGCACAACCAAGCCUUUUCCCUUUCAACAGCCCAAACACCAGCCAUGCUCCACCAAGCAAGAGAUUUCUUAACAAUGAGUGCAGCUUCCUAGAAGUGAACUUUAAACAGAUCAGCACUAUGGAUGUUAAAAGUUGAUUAAAGGGAGGGCUCCCACGGCACUUAUCAACUUCAUGACUGCAUGCUCCUUCUGGCUCCUCACGCAAGGCCACAAAGCCAUGCUUUUACUCCUUUUCAAAAACUAAUUAAUGAGAUUGUCAUUAAUUGUGUUAUAUAGGCAGACCUUGAGUUGUUAAGUCAGUAAACAAAUAAAGAACACUAUAACUGAUUUAAGGAUGAA